AUGAAGGAGGCCAGAGUUUUGAGAAUUUACUCUCGUUUCCGAGCACUGAAGUCAUGGGUCUGGGAUGAAGGCGAGGUGGUAAGACUGAGCGAUUUGCACCGGGGGGCGUUGCUUCAGCCAGCCGAUCUGCAGGAUGUGCGUGUUGUCAACAUGCGACUGCAAGUGGCCAAAGCACAGAACUGGAUGGCAUCGAACGGAGCAGACUUUUUGCGCAGAAAGGGUCAGAGAGGAAGGACGUUUAAAUCGCUUGAUGGACACGAAGUGCAGAUAAACGAUGAGCAGAAGUUCCAUUUCGUUGUUCUCAAUGCCAGAUGUGCGCCAGCAGCUGAUGUUGCCACACUUCUGAAACUGGAGAGGGGGCCAGGCUUCGUGGCCGAGUGCAUACAGGCAAACAAGGAGAUGCAAAGGUCAAUGCAUUUAUAA
This is a messenger RNA of Effrenium voratum, 423 nucleotides long. NCBI's taxonomy places the organism in Eukaryota, Dinophyceae, Suessiales, Symbiodiniaceae. The record is from the annotation of a GenBank genome assembly.